GUGUCUCUGGUUGUAAAAACAUUCGCAUCUCAAAAACUGAAGAAGACCAACACAACAUCUUCACACGUGUAUUGGAGGGAUGUCUGCUUCGUUUUAAUAUUUUUGUGCGCGCUGUUUUACUUAAAUCUACUCUUUACUGUUUUCAUACUUCGUGAUCAGUUUGUAUAUUUUCCCAGCGUUGGUUCACCUUGGUAAAUACACUGUAAAUCUACGGCUGCUUUGCUCAGAGAUUAUGUCAACAGUAGAUUCAGGUAAGUGGUCCACAGAUGACAUCAGGAGGCUUUUGGAUUCAAUGAGGAAAUCGGUACCAAACAGUAAAAAAAACAAAACAUGGAGUGUGGCCCUAAAGACCUUUGACUGGACUAAAGUUGCAUUUAAGCAUUUCACGCCUGAAGAGUGCGAUGCCAAGUGGAAAGAGAUAAUGCAGAAGCUGAGGAAAAUUAAAACCCUCAAUGAGCUCAUUGUUGAUGCCCAAAAUGCGGUUAACGAUGCAAAGAUGGAACUUCCCAAGAAACCUUUGUCUGCAAAUGCCUUAUUUUUUGCAGAAAACAAAGAGCGAUUUAAGAAAAGGAACCCGGGUGUGAAGAGUCGGGAGAUGAUGAAGUUUGUAAAUGAUACUUUUAAGAAACUGCCAUCUGAAAAAAAGGAAAAAUAUUUGCAGAAAGCUAAGAAAGCAAAAGAAGAAUACCAGGACAACAUAAAGAAAAUGACUGUUCAUUCAGAGUGUGAGAGAAAAAUGAAAGCACAGAAGCGGAUAACACACCCAAUGCAAGUUUCAAAAUACAGAUUUUCAAACACUAUUUUGUCCUUGAAGUUUUGCAGUUGUAUUAUUAAUCUGAAACAUUAA
This is a messenger RNA of Periophthalmus magnuspinnatus, 847 nucleotides long. Its product is annotated as upstream-binding factor 1-like protein 1. The transcript has 7 exons. NCBI's taxonomy places the organism in Eukaryota, Metazoa, Chordata, Actinopteri, Gobiiformes, Gobiidae. The record is from RefSeq and is a predicted model, not a curated record. Bases 233 to 847 code for a protein of 204 amino acids.